Amoebophrya sp. A25 is the source of this 3654-nucleotide messenger RNA. The record is from the annotation of a GenBank genome assembly. NCBI's taxonomy places the organism in Eukaryota, Dinophyceae, Syndiniales, Amoebophryaceae.
CUUGUACCGUAGUACUACUUCUUAAUCUUGUGAUAGAAAUCAUCAUGUCGACGUCCCAGCAGCACUCCUCGUCCUGCACUACGUGCGACAACAUUGAUAGUUUGUGAACAUUCUCAUUCUUUCAUGACAUUGACAUGUGCGGAACACCAGGACAACAUCAACAUUGGAUUGCUUCUAGUAGCAGCUCUUUCUUUCAUGAAAAAAAUGAUGGCCGAGCCGCUGUUGGAGGAGAACGCGUCGACGCUUUUGUCGAUUCGAUCAGCACCUGCACGACCGGAGAGAACGAUCUCUGGUGACAGCAUAUCGAGAAGCAGACUCGCUCUUGGUCUAGGAGGUGGCGAAGGUGGCGAUGAUGAAGGUGCUGACAUUAUUCGGAAGCUACGGCAACGUGCUGGUGGCUUUCGAGCAGCACCAGGUGCUGGAGGUACAAGGUGGAGUGCACAGAAUCGUAUUAGCGCGGCUCGUAGAGACGCACGGUCUACUAGUAGACAGGCAAUGUCUCUGGGUCCUCCUGCGACAGGAGCAGCGCGAACAGGCUUGCAGAGUUUGGAUUUCGGUGCUGAUGUGGGAGCUUCGUCGAGCUCGAGUGCUGAUGUGCGAGUUGAUGGUGAAGCACCAGCAACGAAUUUGGAUUCUCAAAGUAUACAGCAACAGCAGAAACAAACAAAACCAUCGGGAGGACCGCACCCGUCGUCGUCCAACAAUGUAAACGUCUAUGCAACGACCAGCCAAGCCCCUCAGACAGGACAGAGGACACAACGACUGUCAACUUCAUCUUCUUCUACGACUACAUCUCAAACAGGAGGUUUAGAGCAUGGCAUCAAUGUGCUCCCACCACGACAGCCAUCUAUGCUCGACCGUCUCUAUGGUGUAAGUCCCUUCUGGAUGUACGACUAUUUCGCAGGAGAAGUACUACAGCCUGGGUCAGUACUGGCCGACGAAAUUUUGAGACAGCAUUCUGCAGCAGAGGUUGCGAGGACGAGUGCACUUGAACUUGGUGUUGGAACAAAACAGCGUGGACCGAGUGAAGAUGAAGGCCCUUCGACUUCGUCUCGUCGGAGUAGUUGUAAAGCCCUUACGCCAGGACGAGCAGUUUCUCAACAACUACCACGGCCAGAGGGAUCUGCUUCACCAGGAGGGACUCCAGAUGCAAUCCUAGAAGGACCAUUUUUAGAGACUUCUGCUGAUGAAGAAGAACAAGCACUUCUCGAAUCCUCCACUUCUGCAAUUAUCCCGCACCGAAUCGGCUACACGAAAGCAGUUAUCUGUGUCCUCAAAGCGAACAUCGGACCAGGCGUGCUCUACUUGCCCAAAGCCUGCAGUCGUGCCGGCUGUGCCAUGUUUCUCCUACAAGUUUCCCUUUUCGGUUUCGUAGCGACGUAUUGUAUACUGCAGUUGACGAAAGUGCGAGAAAGAUACUGUCAAAGUCAAAACUGCUUACUUUCCUAUGGGGCUCUGUGCGAGAGGAUUUCUGGGAGUAAGCUGGGCUUGUGGUUAGUCAACCUGUCGAUCUGCCUGUGCCAAUUUGGCCUUUGCGUUACGUAUUACAUUUAUGAACGUGUAAAACGAGAACGUGGACGUGGAGAAAAACUUACUAGAUGAAAAGAACUAGAUGUAAGGACCUACAUUGCCACGACUACAAAUAGGCAGGUGCGACGAGCACUUCCCGUCAGCAUUCAACUGUGACUCCUGUCAUCACCACCAGUGCUGGGAAUACGCGUGCAAACACUCCCCUACCUUCUUCUAACUUCUCGUGACCAGCAACCUUCUCCGACAAGCGCUCUUUCCGUCAUGGACCGUCCUUGAGCUGUUUUUCCUGGUUUUCUUGGUCGUCACUCCGCUUACCUGGAUCCGCUCAGUGCAGAAGCUCGCUUUCACAAACCUCUUAGCUGAUGCCUGCAUUUUUGUGGGUCUCUCAGUCAUGUUCGUGUUGCAGGGAGAGCGCUUAGGCCACGACCAUGAUCAUGUCGCUUCUGGUGGCACCGUCUCUGACCUUGAUGUGCUGACCGAGAGGAAAGACACUAGCAGCCACUUCGACGACAUCUUCAUGUUGUUCACGAAUAGCCUCUCACCAAGUACGGCUACUAGCGCUCCGACGGAGACGACAUCCCCUUCCUCCACCGAAAGUAUUCUCGACUACGCCGCGAAUGCUCUAGUCUGCCUGGGAACAGUCUGCUUUGCCUUUGAAGGCAUCUGUUGUGUCAUCCCUACGUUUGACGCAAUGAAAGAACCAAGCGAAUUUCCGAGUGUCGUGAAAUUGGCUUUGUUUGUAUGACACGUUGGAAGGCGUAAUCUCUUUGCUGCAAGUAAGUAAAACCUCUACACGUACACAUUCAUUUACCAUGAUGCACAUUUACCAUGACCAUGUGCUAUGGCACAGGGAGGCUUCUACUUCAAGAACAUGUGGCCCUUGUAAAGUCCGACCAUGCUAACAUUCGUGACAUCAGCACUUUUUGGAUUCGCAGGCAUCCUAGGAUAUCUGGUGUUCGGUGACCAGACGGCAGACAUCGUCCUCCUGAAUUUUACUGACAGUAGCGAAGCCAUUCCGGUGAAGCUGGUGCAAACUUAUGAAGCUGCAGGAGGAGCAACUCUUACUCUGGUUAUUCUUUGUCGCACAUCUUCUUGUUACGCUGUAGUUGCCACGAGAGAUGGAGAACCAUUAUAAAUAUUAUCUUUUCCCCUCUUGCUUCACGUUCUUCACUGUUUUCAGUCACAUUACUAACUUCCACCAUCGAUCUUCCUGUCUCACACUUACUCUAACUCCUCCUUUACGCGAUAGCGAUCUUGCUGACUUACCCGUUUCAAAUGCUGCCAGCAACGAAAGUCAUAGAAGGCUACUUUUUUGGCGAGCAAUAUGUCUCAAAUCCUCCGUUUUACCGAAAAGCCCUGAAAAGCCUGUCAAGGAGUUGUCUGUGCUUUGUGUUUUUGUUAAGGCUGAGAGUAGUUCUUCGUUUUUCACGAUCAUGUUUCUUCGCUAGACAAUAAGAAGGUGAAGAUCUACUUCUAGCUGCACGCAAGAAGAACUACAACAUCUACAACAAGAAACAACUCCAACUACAAGUCCUCCUCCUCCUCUAAUCUCAGCAAUCGCGUAUGUCUUUUUCAACUCUUUUGAGAACUUGGUGAGUCUCAUCGGGUCUUUCUGCGGCGUCCCUCUGGCUUUCUUGUAUCCUAUAUUGUGCAGCUGGUGGGGACGAGGAAGUCUGUCGUCUAGGAAGAUAAGCGAGGAUCGUGGUGAAACUGGAAUAGCUGUUGACGACCGUGAUCAACAUAUGAGUCACAUUCAUCAAAAAAUUCAAAUUGCAAGUCCCUCUCCUUUACCUCCUUCAGGAGCCGACUUGCAAACCGAUUCAAAUGAACUACAAAAUCAAAGAACUACGAGUCCACCUAAUGAAAAUCAAAAGCAUCCGAUCACACCGCCUGAGGCAGCAGCACUCAUUAUCGGUGUCUUUACCUUCAUCGCUGUGUCUGUGGUCAACAUUGCGCAGUUGGUUGAAGGGAAAUGAAAAUUUCUUGAGUGCGCCUUUUCAUCAAGAUUCUUAAUUUUGCGCAUAUGACAAUGACACGACAAAGUAAAAAUAUUCAUCUUGGUGGGUGAAGAAUUUUUAUCAACAACGUGAAUCUCUGCUCAAUAAGCUGUUGGGAAAGAUGGAG